CUGUUUACCUAUGAGUAGAGUUGUACAAGGCUGGGACAGUGUACUUUAAACAGAGGCCCAUUGUAGCUUUGGUGAAGUAGGUUUGGUCAAACAGUAGUAUAACAGAUGUGAAAUGGCUAUUUAGUUGAGGUGCUGAUAUCGUUUCAGUUACAUCACUUGCUCUGAGACCUUGCAGUGGUUUCUCUUGGUCAUCAAAGUCUGCUGCUUUUGUGGGGGGAUGGUAAGAACCAGGGCCGUAGCUAAAGCGGUGAAAGGUGGGUAUGAUUCACGGGGCCCAUGGCAUUGCAGAGCCCACACAAAAUAAUGUUAAAGUCAUCUCCAUAAGGUCACUUUUUGCAAGUGGAGAUGAGGAACACAUGGAACUGGAAACCCAUAUGUGGGUAUUGCACAGUUAACUAGUUGUACAGGCCAAACUAGAAAUCCAGAAUGUUGAUAAAGGUGGUCACGAAUUUAACAGCUGCGAGAGUCAGUACAGGGAAUACAUAUAUCUUUUUAGGCUUUUGACAUCAUUACGUGCACUGGGACGUAUAUCACGUGUAGUUCCCCCCUCUUUAUCGUGAGGUAACUAUUUCCCACGUCCAAUAGUGGGCGGCAAAACACAAUUUGGAAUGCAAUCCUGCUUAAGGGAAGAAGGGAGCGUGAGAAAUUUGGUCGCAGUCACGCGGUGUCUCCUCUCUUACCCGGAGCAACACAGAGCACUGUGAAUAUGGCGGAUGCGGAAGGGGAGUCGCUGGAAUCAUGGCUCAACAAAGCCACCAACCCCUCCAACAGGCAGGAAGACUGGGAGUACAUCAUGGGAUUCUGUGAUCAAAUCAAUAAGGAGUUGGAGGGUCCACAGAUUGCUGUGCGAUUGUUAGCUCAUAAAAUCCAGUCCCCGCAAGAAUGGGAGGCAAUACAGGCCUUAAUGGUUUUAGAGGCUUGCAUGAAGAACUGUGGUAAACGAUUUCAUAACGAAGUUGGGAAAUUUAGGUUUCUAAAUGAACUCAUCAAAGUAGUGUCACCUAAAUAUCUAGGCGACAGAGUAUCGGAAGUAGUGAAGAAGAGAGUAGUAGACAUGCUCUUUAGCUGGACACUCUCUUUACCCGAGGAGGCAAAAAUCAGCGAAGCUUAUCAAAUGCUUAAAAAACAAGGUAUUGUCACAGAUGACCCGGAGAUUCCUCUGGAUAAGACCCUAAUGCCGUCGCCCCCCCCACGGCCCAAGAACCCUGUGUUUGAGAACGAAGAGAAGAGUAAGCGACUGGCCGAGCUUCUGAAGAGCAAAAAGCCCGAGGAUUUGCAGGAGGCCAACCGCCUCAUCAAAAACAUGGUCAAAGAGGAUGAGGUGAGGAGGCAGAGGGCGGCCAAGCGCAGUAGCACCCUGGAAGAGGUCAACAACAGUGUUAAGCUGCUAAACGAGAUGCUCAGCCACUUCAGCAGGGAACAGUCAACAGACGGAGACAAGGAGCUCAUCAAGGAGCUUUACGGUGACUGUGACAAGCUCAGAGGGACUGUGUUCAAGCUGGCCACAGAGACCGAGGACAAUGACAGCAGCUUAGUGGACAUCCUGCAGGCCAGCGACGAUCUCUCACGUGUCAUCAACUCUUAUAAAAGAAUCGUGGAGGGACAAACCGUGAAUGGAGAGUCGGAGUCCAUUGGACACCCAGCUGCACAAUGUACCAAAGACAGUAACCAGUCUGAGAUCCUGAUAGACUUGGCUGGCCUGGACCUCCAAAGCCCCACCCCACCAGAGCAGCCUCCUGUAGCCCAACACCCUGACCUCAUCCCGGCAGACCUGCUGUAUGGCCCUGCCCCCCUCCAGGAGCUCUCUGCCUGCCCAGCUAUGGAGGACCCAAUCCCUAGCAAACCCUCCACAGCACUCUCCCUCCUUGAUGAGGAGCUCCUUUCUCUAGGCCUUAACGACCCAGUUUCUGCUUUGAGCGAUCAAAUUGUGAAUACACAGAAAGAUGACAACUUGAAUCAUUUGUGGACGACAUCUUUACAGGCUCAGAGCCCAGGAUUGGACUUGUUUGGCAGCUGUCUUCUCCCAGCUCCUCAGUUCUCUACAGCUUCAACCACAACUGCUGGUUUGGACCUGUUCCAAGCUUCUACUGUGGAGUCUGCUUCAACAAAUGUCCAUUACCCAGAAUCCUCUGGGAUGGCUUCCUUCCCCUAUCCCAGUGCUGCUGCCCAAGCAGUGUCUGCUUCCCUAAACCACAGUCUGCAAGACCUGGCCAUGCUGGACUUGGGCAGUCCCCUGAGCAUGCCUGGUGUGAUCAACGCUGGUGACCUGUUUGGGAUGGGUGAUACUACGGGGGCAACUGCCUCCCCCUGCCUGGGAAUCCCUCCCUCCAGGUCUAGCCCUCUCCCCCUGGGCAUCUCACCUGCUGCUGCUGCCCAUACAUCGUCCCCCAAAACCCAGGCUGAUGACAGCCCCCUCCUCCGCUCUCUGUCCCCUGUCCCUCUGGGGCAGAUUAGCCCAGCUAAGACCCCUGCGAUCUCCUUAAGUAACGUUCACGUCCCCCUGGACACCAUAAACCCGAGCAAGGUGUGUCCUGUGACGGCCUACGAUAAAAACGGGGUCCGCGUUCUCCUGCACUUUGCCACCGACUGCCCGCCGGGUCGCCCAGACGUGCUGGUAAUGGUGGUGUCCAUGCUGAAUACGGCACCUCUGCCCGUGACAAACAUAGUCCUACAGGCCGCUGUACCAAAGUCGAUGAGGGUAAGACUACAGCCACCUUCAGGGACCGAUCUUGCGCCCUUUAACCCCAUCUUUCCCCCUGCCGCCAUCACUCAAGUCAUGCUGCUGGCCAACCCGCUGAGGGAGAACGUUCGCAUGAGGUACAAACUGACGUUCACACUGGGAGAAGAGCAGUGCACUGAAGCUGGGGAGGUGGAUCAGUUCCCCCCAGUUGAGAGAUGGGGCGCUCUAUAGCCUCCCUAAACCCAGAACGGUGCCAGGAACAGCAGUUAGUGUGGUGUCGGUAAACACUUCAGAGACAGUAUUCUGGAAGAAUCAAUGUAUUUGUGAAUGUUUCAUACUAAGUUAUUGAGAGCUAUUAACAUUAUGCCAUGUUUAUAUUAUUUCAUUAAUUUAUUUUUAAACUUCCAGUCUGAACAGAGUUGUUGCACUUUAGAAUGCCAGCCAGAUCUAGUGUUUGGUAUUGCAUCUUCCAUACUGUAAACAUAACUGAGAACUCACUCAUACCAUGUGGUUGCCAAUAAUUGGACAGAGACAAUCCCCAGUUUGUCACUGCUUACCAAAAACAUGACCUGGACUGACUGGUGUAGUCCACCACCUUUGAGUUCGUUUCUAUACCUCAGACGAAAAAGAUGGUACAGCUUAAUGACAGUACAGUUUGCUAAAUGGUGAGUACAUCCUUAAUGUGUUGAGAAGUACUUUGUGAAUAUAUUCAAAUUUGCUAUUUGUAUUUUAAGAGCCGAGUGCUAUUUACCAUUUACUAACAAAAUUGAAAUUCACAUUUGAAAUGUAUUACAUUUUUUUUGUUAGCUGCCUAUUUAUUUCAUUUUGUGAUAUUAUGACACGUUUCCGUUAGAGGUGAUAGCUUGCGAAGAUGUGUGACUGUGAAACCUUCCUUAUUACAUUUUUUAUGUUUUUUUACGACGUGUCUAAUGGAAAUAUUGGUUUCGGGGGAUGAUGGUGACUGAGUGAAGUGGGCUCUGUCUACUGAGAUCAGCUCACUGCAAAAUUCUCUGCAGUCCCAGUCUGCAUGGCUUGGUAGCAGUUGAGUUUGUUGAAAGCUAGGGGUUAACCAAAAGCGAGAGAAAUGUAUUGAGAUAUAUACCAAGUUAUUUGAAUAGGGAAGCUUCUUCGCUCUUUUGCAGCGCAGCUAACCUCAUGUCUGUGUGGAGAUGCAAGAAGGGUGAGAUUAAAGUGUAGCAAUGGGUAACAUUUGUUGACAUGCCCUUGAGCAAGGUACUUAAAUAAUUGCAGUUAACUUUCUUUGGAAAAGAGCAUCUACUUAAUACCUUUUAUUAACUAUACCCUAAACAUCACAUUGCAUUUUAAACAACCCACAGUGUAGGUUUUUUGCCUUUGGUGGUAGGCUACAAUACAAUCUGAAUCAGUAACUCAAUAUAGGGUUACUGAUAUAUGGGUGCCCCUUGUUGUGUAUAAUACAAUGUACAGGGGAAUCUGACAUUCAGCUUUCAGUUAUCGGUAGUUUCACAAUAGAAAUAAUUUCCAGAUUUUGUUUUAAGUUAUUGCUGUAUGUGUGUGUGUGUUAGAUUGUCAAAUGAAUUCAUGUGCAUUGUAUGGUUCUUCAAUGAGAUUUAACAAAAGUGUACUGUAGAGGUAUUUUCAAAGACCUGUUUUACCGCAUGAAGAAUUAAAGUCUUGAUUUUAAAGAA
Molecule: messenger RNA, 4347 nt
Organism: Esox lucius (northern pike)
Lineage: Eukaryota; Metazoa; Chordata; Actinopteri; Esociformes; Esocidae
Gene: gga3a
Product: golgi associated, gamma adaptin ear containing, ARF binding protein 3a
Exons: 17
Coding region: 707-2911 (734 amino acids)
Biological process (GO): intracellular protein transport; vesicle-mediated transport
Cellular component (GO): trans-Golgi network
Molecular function (GO): small GTPase binding; phosphatidylinositol binding; ubiquitin binding
Source: RefSeq, a predicted model, not a curated record